GGUUAAAGAACCUUUUUAAAUAAUAUAUAUGGCUAAUUGUUAAAUAAUAUAUAUAGCUAAACAGAGAACAGGUCCAAAAGACUCGCCUUCUCAAUACAAUUCAACGAGGAUCAACAAACUCUACUUUCUUCAAUAAUACGACCGACAGAUUCAAUAAACUUUUGUCUCUAUUUAGCAACGAUAAGCAAAAAUUCCGAUUUGAGAGCAUCACGAUCCUUUAAUAAAAAGACAUCGCACCUCAAUUCUUCAGUCAAUCAUUAUCCAAUUUUAAUUAAUUCUAAUCCAGGAGUAAUCUUCGCGAUAGUGUCUUGCGUAGGUAACACGCGCUGUCAUUGAAAGUGAUCUACUAUUAUUGAAACACGUGCUCUGUGAUCCAUCGCGCUUAGAUUUUCGCUCGCGAAUCUCGUUCAACUUUCGCAACAUGUCCCAAGACACGUUUGUGUUUAUCGUGUCGAGAAUACGUAGCAUCCUGUAAGAAUCCGCGUAGUGAAAUAUAAUAAUUGAGAAGUCGCGCGAAACAUACGCAGAAGCGCGAAGAUGCAGGAGCAACAUGACGCGUGUCAGGGCGAAUUUUACACCGCGGCCGCGAAAUACUGGGAUCGUAUUCCGCCCACGGUGGACGGGAUGCUGGGCGGUUUUGGAUUUGUUUCGCAAACCGACAUCAAAGGCUCCAUGGUUUUUCUGAGGUCCCUUUUCGAGUUAGAAAAUGCGCCCGGCAAGACAUUUGCCUUAGAUUGUGGUGCUGGUAUUGGCAGAAUCACCAAGAAUUUAUUGAUAAAACACUUCAAACACGUGGAUCUUGUUGAACAGAAUCCAAAGUUCCUUGAAGUAGCAAAGAUUUCUCUGGAAAAUCAUUCAUCAAGGAUUGGACAAUAUUAUCCUAUUGGUUUACAAAACUUUUGCCCUACGGCAAGCAAGUAUGAUGUCAUAUGGUGUCAGUGGGUGUUAGGACACCUACAUGAUGAACAUUUGAUUGAAUUUUUUAAGAACUGCAUAUUGGGCUUAAAAGAUAAUGGUAUACUUGUGGUAAAGGAAAAUAUUACUAGCUCGAAUAACUUGGAGAUUGAUACAGAGGACUCCUCUGUAACCAGAUCACUGAAGGGCUUGAAAUCUUUGUUUGAAAAGGCUGAUCUUGUUUGUAUCAAGGAGCAACAGCAGACUAAAUUUCCCCGCAGUUUAUAUCCAGUUUAUAUGUUUGCUCUUAAACCAACAAAUCGUUGCAGUGAACUAGUCAACAAUGUAUAAUGUACAAAAUUAAGUUAUUUUGUUUUCUAAUAUAGCGUACCCUAUAAAAAUGAGGUAGAUCAAUACUUAAUUUAUUAUAUAAGAAUUAAAUUAUUUUAUUUUUUUAAAAUUUGUAUUUUUUUAUAAAGAACUUACGCGCGCGCGAGAUAAAGGCUUCCAAAUUAUGUAGAAUAAUUCACAAGAACAAAAUUAAUACUGUUGCGCUUUGUAUGUCUAUUGUCUAUAAUCGCGGCAUCUCUGAUUAAAAUUCACGCUUUCGCGGUUAAAUGAGAACACAUUCAAAACAAAAAAUGUCUAAUGAAAGAAUAUUAAUCAUAAGUAUAUCCAAGAAAUUAA
Messenger RNA from Odontomachus brunneus, 1581 nucleotides. RefSeq names its product N-terminal Xaa-Pro-Lys N-methyltransferase 1 (gene Ntmt). Gene Ontology annotation, biological process: N-terminal protein amino acid methylation. NCBI's taxonomy places the organism in Eukaryota, Metazoa, Arthropoda, Insecta, Hymenoptera, Formicidae. The transcript is spliced from 4 exons. The coding region runs from base 538 to 1245 and encodes 235 amino acids. The record is from RefSeq and is a predicted model, not a curated record. Gene Ontology annotation, cellular component: cytoplasm. Gene Ontology annotation, molecular function: N-terminal protein N-methyltransferase activity.